AUGUUUGCACGCAAAGCCGUGCUAUCGCUCGCUUUUUCAUGCCUUUAUGGCAAUGUCGCAGCCCUUGAUUUGGACAUCAACAGUAGAGAUUCAAUUGUCGAUGCUGCAAAGACCCUAGCAAGUGGCAUCGUAAAAUAUUACAACGCGAGUGUUUCCGAAUCUGGAAUUCCUGGCGUUUUCCCCGAUGACUACUACUGGUGGGAAGCUGGUAUCGUACUCGAUGGGCUGAUCGGAUAUUCGAGUUUGACUGGCGAUAAGCAAUACGACUCGUUAGUCUCAGAAGGUAUUCAAUGGCAGCGAGGCAAAGACUAUGCCUUUAUGGCGCGAAAUCAGACGGCAUCCAUGACCAACGAUGACCACUGCGCCUGGGGUCAGACAGCGAUGAGUGCUGCGGAAUUCGGCUUUCCAAAACCAGAGAAUGGAUCAUGGGUAGACGCAGCCAUCUCUGUGUUUGAUGUCAUGACCAUGCGAUGGAGCACUGAAUUCUGUGACGGUGGUCUUUCUAUGGGGAUCUACAGCUUCCAGGUGGGAUCCAGCUAUAAGCAGACGGCCUCGAACGGAAACUUCUUUCUCCUCGCCUCUCGUCUUGCGCGGUUCACCGGCAAUGGCACCUAUACUGAAUGGGCCGAGAAGAUCUUUGACUGGGCGCAUGGAAAGGGCUUUGUCACAGAUGACUACCAGAUUUACGACGGCGCCGAUGGAGAACAGAAUUGCACUGAGUUCAACGAAGUCCAAUUCACCUACAACCACGGACUUUUCACUGAGGGCGCCGCCAUCCUAUACAACAUCACGGAUGGUAAACAGAAAUGGGCCGACGCAGUCGAGGGAUUUGUAAACUCUACAUCUCGCUUCGUUGAAAACGACGUUCUCGUGGAGACCGCCUGCGAGAACAACGGCAAAUGCGGCAUAGAUCAUCGGGCCUUCAAAGGUGUUGCUGCUCGUUCCUAUGCCCGCGCUGCAGUUGCUGCACCUACUCUGACGGGUCCUCUGACUUUGAUGCUGGAGAAGUCGGCCAAAGGCGCAGCAAAGGAUUGUAGCAAGGGUCAGGGAGAGACAGGAGAUGUUGCAUGCUCACUGAGUUGGGUAGAUCAAGAAAGCAUGUGGGAGUACAACACUGCUAGCGAUGGGAACUUGGGUGAAGUUUUCAGUGCAAUGGAGGUCGUGCAAGGCUUGUUGUACUCGCAGACGAAGAUUCAAGGAUCCAAUGUUACUGGCAGCCCGGUAGAGGAGGGUGAAGCUUCAAAACCGUCGGACGGUGCUGGGUCGGAGGGAACUGGUGCGGCGGGUGCGGCGGGCACCAUGACGGCCAGUAUCACAGUUGUCCUGGCUGCUGCAUUUGCCGCGGCUUUGCUAUGCUAG
Molecule: messenger RNA, 1359 nt
Organism: Bipolaris victoriae FI3
Lineage: Eukaryota; Fungi; Ascomycota; Dothideomycetes; Pleosporales; Pleosporaceae
Product: glycoside hydrolase family 76 protein
Exons: 3
Coding region: 1-1359 (452 amino acids)
Biological process (GO): fungal-type cell wall biogenesis; carbohydrate catabolic process
Molecular function (GO): mannan endo-1,6-alpha-mannosidase activity
Source: RefSeq, a predicted model, not a curated record